Messenger RNA from Cydia pomonella (codling moth), 2251 nucleotides. Its product is annotated as troponin C-like. The record is from RefSeq and is a predicted model, not a curated record. Gene Ontology annotation, molecular function: calcium ion binding; enzyme regulator activity. Lineage: Eukaryota; Metazoa; Arthropoda; Insecta; Lepidoptera; Tortricidae. Bases 157 to 615 code for a protein of 152 amino acids. The transcript is spliced from 6 exons.
CGCAUCGUGUAGGUGUUUAUUGUGGUCCGUUGUCAGCCAGGUUUUAAAUCCCGAACGCCCUCCAAAAUCUCCAGUUCUAUUACGGACUCAAACGGACGGGCGUGCUGCAUUGGCACUUGUUUUCGAACGUCGCGCGUUCUAAAAUUUAAAUUCAAAAUGCAAACACCACAACUAGAUGAUGAACAAAUGGGAAUGCUCCGACGGGCCUUCAGCAUGUUUGACUCGAGCAAGCAAGGCCGCAUCGAAAAGGAGAAAGUGCGCACCAUCCUCAACACGAUGGUGCACAGCUAUGACGACCAGCAGCUCGACCAGAUGUUGGACUCGGAGGACGUUGAUGGAAGCGGCAAGUUAAACUUCGACUCAUUCGUGCGAGUUGCCACACACUUCCUCGAUGAAGACGACGAGGCGUUGCAGAAGGAGCUCAAGGAGGCAUUCAGGCUGUAUGACAAAGAAGGAAACGGCUACAUCCCUACAUCGAGCCUACGCGAGAUUCUUGCAGCACUUGACGACCAGCUCACUCCCGACCAGCUGAACGAGAUGAUCGCAGAAAUCGACACUGAUGACUCGGGCACUGUGGACUUUGAUGAGUUCAUGGAGAUGAUGACUGGUGAUUAGGCGGAACAUACGGUGCGACGUUUUGGACGGCAGCAAUGCGGUGGUCAUGAAAAAAGAUUUUUGGGCCAAUUUUUAUUCUACUGUAGUUUUUAAUAUCAGAUUUUGAUAAAAUUUGGAAUGUUUGAGGAGUUACUCAUUCGAAGCGGAAUAAAUAAGAAAUCCCAAUUCGUGACAAAAUAAAUGUACGAGUAGGUAGGUAUGUCAUUUCCCGUUGAGUUCCAAAAAGUUUUCGGAACUCAAAGGAUUUAGUAGGAUAAACAGUAAAAUUGCGCUUACCUAUAGUAUCCUGGAGAUGAAAGUUUGUUUCUCGCCCGAUGCCGUGAUUUCUUCCUUCAUUUUGGUGUCGAAUUAUUUUUUUCAGAAUUCGAUAUCUGGAUAGAUAGAGUUCCCUAUUCUGUAAGCGCAAUAUCAUCAUAUGUCCAAAAGGGGUUUCUUCUAAGCUCCGAAAACGUGGGGUAUUCUUGUAACUCAAUGAGAAAUCAUAUAGUUUUUUGAUGGGCCAGUUCUUGAUUUCGAAUUUUAUGCCCAGAACUAAGAGCUCUUUAAACACGCCAAAUUUUAUCCAAACGAUAAAAAUUUGCCACUAAAUAUAAAAUCAGCAUUAAUAAUGUAUGUGUUGGCGGCCGAUAGUAAGAUCAGGCAGAUCAUGAAGCGUUAAAAUCACGCUCUCGUUCCUGAGUCGACGAAGCCCCACUAUGCGGGGCUACUAUUUCUGAACAGUUUGCCCUUCGCGCAUCUGAAGCAACCUAACGAACCUAUCCUACCUAUUUAUUGGUUUAAUGUGACUACCGUUAAAACAUUAAACACGAACAUUACGAUCUGCCUGAUCUUAUGACUGACCGCCGACAUAUUUAUCUAGGUGCUAUUAUUGAUUACCUACCUACUAUAAAUUCAUAAUGUUGGAAUAUCUAGUCAUAAUAAAAAGAACGCCUUUUUGUCUUCUAUAUUUAUGUUUUAUUAAUGAUACAUUUCUGUAAUGUUUAUUUAUUUAUUUAAAUUUUAUUGCUUAAAAUAUAUACAACAAUGUACAAAUGGCGGACUUAAUGCCAAACGGCAUUCUCUACCAGUCUACCAUAGGGCCAAACAGAGACAGCUAGAAUUAGUGCAGAGAAAGAAAUAUAUUGAAUGAAUAAAAAAAGCAAACCAUACUACAUAAAUAAAUAAGAAUAAUAUAUAAACUACCACAUUUUUAUAAAAUAUAUACUAUAAAUAAUACUAAUGUUACGUAAUGUUUAUAAAAUUAGUAUUCCGAUUCUUGUAAAAAAAAUUGAACGAUUGUCAUCGAAUGUUUUGACUUAAAAAUUAUAACAAUUACGAAUCACUUUAGAAUGAUUUUUGUUUAUUUGAAAAAGAUGAACAUUGAAAAUAUAAGUCUACCUUAUAUAUGUACUGUUUAUAUAAUUUGUAUUCUGAUUAUUGUCAAAGAAUCUGAACGAUUGUCAUCGAAAUGUAUUGACUAAAAAAUUGUUUAUUUGAAAAAGAUGAACAUUGAAAAUAUCAGUAUCUCUUAGAAAUAAGGAGGCAAAAUGCGGUUCCGUAUGUGUUUACCCCCAAACAGCUUUCUAGGCUUUUGACUUAUAUUCUCUGUAAUUAAUUUAGGUACACUCCUUAUUGUAUUAAAUUAUAAUUCAUUUCA